GUCAACAGUCGCUCACGGCCGUGCAUGGAGGCCGCACGCGUUUUCCUAUUUGUCGGAUUAAAAAACUACUACGUAAUCAGUGAUAAAGUGAAGUGAACAGUGGCUAAACGCUUUGUGACCAAGGUUAAUAGUGCAAAUGUAAUUUGGUGUUAGGAACCUUCGGAUAUUGUGCUGUCACGCAUUUAAUUGUUGUCUCAAGUCACCUCGAACAAUAUGCGGGAGUUAUACAAUUUUCAAUCUUACAGGAAUAAUUAUUAAAAAGUGUAAAAUUAUAUUAUACUUGGUGAAAACUGACAUUAUAGUGAAAGUGACAGUUCAUAAAGCAACGCAAUAAAUCUUAUUAAUGCAUAUAAUAAAAAUGUCAAUAACGCAUAGCCAAUGAAAAAGUGAAUUGACGGUUGAAUAGAAUUCAAAGUGGCGAAGUCAGAGUCGAAACUCGUUCUUGUGGAGGGUGAAGGUGAUGGGUGUUGCUGUACUGGCAUGAGGAUCGGAGACUUGGGAGGAGUGCUCUUGGAAGCUGCAAAGCUAACAAGGUCCUGGUUUUGUCAGAAGCCGGGUUUAUCUGAGGAUUACGGCUUCUCCCAGAAGGUCGACGAGGAGGAGAACAGCGGCGGGGUGACUCUUCACCCCCCGGACGGGUUCUACUCCCACCAGCACAAUAUUCACAGCGGACAUCAUGGUCAUCACGCGGAGCCUGACCGCGGUUACAUGGAGGGCAACAGAUAUGUUACAGCAGUUCAUCGACCUAUGCCUGCUCUAAACCAUUCUAACUCGUCAUGCUCGUCUGCCUCGAAUGCGUCUACCGGUGCAGGUCUGUGCGCAGGCGCAUCGGAACCGGCGCCGCCACUUUAUAUCGCCGCGCCGCCAGAGGGCUUCGGAUUGGCUGUUCAUACCAACAGGCGUGGCACAGACGUGGGGAUCAUUGGCAGUACUGGGAUUGCGCAAAAAGAUUCCAGUUUACCCCAAAAAAGGGGAAAACUUACCCGAGGUCGGUAUGAAAUGUCACAAGACUUGUUGGACAAGCAAGUUGAGAUAUUGGAGAGACGAUACGGUGGGUUGCGCGCACGCAGGGCCGCGGUGACGAUUCAACGCGCGUUUAGAAGGAGGCAGCUUCUAAAGAAAUUCAGCGCUAUUACUGCUAUGGCCAAGGCAGCCGAUUCGAAUGCUCGACGAAUGCAGGAUGGCGAUCAUUUGAUGGUUAACGGCAACGAUAUCUACGCGAAUACAAUGCUACAAAAAAGCCCGGCUGGUGUGGAGAAGUCUCUGGCGCUCACCAGACCAAUGCGGUCCAUGUCACUACGGGAGAGACAUGAUGUCGACUUGGGCAACCACAUCGGCUGUGAUUCGAACGAUGUGGAUGCGAUGGUCGCCAGGGUUCAGCAGUCGGCGCAUCAGAUACACAUGAUCGCAAGCGAAAUUCCGCACAGGGGAGACGCAGAUAGCGGGGUAUGCAGCUGUUCCGUUAGCGGUUCAGUGACAAACAUAUCGACAUCAUCAUCACAUAACGAAUCUCUACACAACCAUCAGUUAUUGAAUAACUCAGGCCCAAUAUACGGGAACCUACUUUCCUCCGGUGGUAAACCACUGUCGUCCCCAACAGCGCGGCAACAGCAGCAGCUAGCCGCAAUCCAGGCGGCAAAUGCGAGACGACAUCCGCCGGAAGUGCCGAAACGGACAAGUAGUAUUACACUCAAUGCGGAGAGCCCCGUGUCGCUCCGAAGAGCGGAGUGCGGCGGUGCGGUGGUGAGAGGGGGGUCUAUGUCCUCCGUACAGUCCUCGUCUUCAUCAUCGUCUCAGGAGCACAGGCAUUACCAUCAGGUGUACCAACCUAGGCAACAGGAGCCCCACAUCCACAUUCAAGAACCGCAGUUCCAGCACACUCGUACUGCGUCUGGUACGCUCUAUGAAGCUGACAGGUUCAAUGUCUGGAAGAGACAGGACGCUCCACCAUACUAUGAAUCCCCGCCUGCCGCUGCAUGUUGUCGACCGCAGCAUGAGCAUCAGCAUACCCAUCAACAGCCUUUGAAGGUAUCAGAAACUGUACGUAAACGUCAGUAUCGUGUGGGUUUAAAUCUAUUUAACAAAAAACCGGAGCGUGGUAUUGGCUAUUUGAUCUCACGUGGUUUCCUGGAGAACUCUCCGAGAGGAGUAGCAAGAUUCCUCAUCACCAGGAAAGGGCUAAGCAAGCAGAUGAUUGGAGAAUAUCUUGGAAACCUGCAGAACCAGUUCAACAUGGCUGCAUUAGAAUGUUUCGUAAACGAGCUGGAUCUAUCCGGUAUGGCGGUAGACGUGGCACUGCGCAGGUAUCAGGCACAUUUCCGUUUGCCAGGGGAGGCACAAAAGAUCGAGAGGCUGGUAGAGGCAUUCGCAAGGCGCUACUGCGUGUGCAAUCCAGACUUCGUACAAAGGCUUCGUACUCAGGAUACGAUAUUCGUUUUAGCGUUCGCAAUCAUAAUGCUAAACACCGAUUUGCAUACACCGAAUCUCAAACCGGAAGCUCGAAUGUCACUCGAUGACUUUGUUCGCAACUUGCGAGGCAUCGACGACUGUGGAGACAUCGACAGGGACAUGUUGGCUGGCAUCUAUGAGCGGGUGAAGUCAAGCGAAUUUAGACCCGGCAGCGAUCAUGUUACUCAGGUGAUGAAAGUCCAAGCCACGAUAGUUGGGAAGAAGCCGCAUUUAGCCCUUCCUCACCGUCGCCUGGUUUGCUAUUGCCGUCUCUACGAAAUACCUGACAUACAUAAGAAGGAACGCCCGGGGGUUCAUCAGAGAGAGGUGUUCCUAUUCAAUGAUCUCCUGGUGAUAACCAAGAUAUUCAGCAAGAAGAAGUCCUCAGUCACCUACACGUUCAGGCAAUCAUUCCCGCUGUGCGCGAUGCUGGUGAAUCUCUUCUCGGUUCCACAUUACCCGUUCGGCAUACGCUUAUCCCGUCGCGUGGACGGACGCAGACUGGCAACAUUCAAUGCGCGUAAUGAGCACGACCGUUGCAAAUUCGCUGAAGAUCUGCGCGAGAGCAUCGCCGAAAUGGAUGAAAUGGAGGCCAUGAGGAUCGAAGCUGAAUUGAACAGGGGAAAGGGCAGGGGUACGAAUAAUAGUGCUAGGAAUGUUAUGGAGAAUCGUGACAGUGGAGUAGCUGAUGUGGAAAUCGAUCACCAACAAUGUAUUGAUCAUAUGCAUGCUCACGGCGUGGUGCCCCCGCCCCCGUCGUGCCCUGCCCCCAUGGCCCCUCGCCCGGCCGGUGGAGGCUGCCCGCCUACCGCAGUUAUCAAGAGAAACGUUCUCAGCAACUCGCUGGUUGAUAUCAAUGAUCCUGUGGCCCUGGCAGCCGAGCGUCUCCAGCGCCGUGGGUCAGUGGGGUCCCUGGACAGCGGCAUGUCCGUCUCUUUCCAACAGGGCAGCCGCACUGCUCUUCACGCUACGUCACCGCGACACCCACCCGAGCAACGGUCGCCGGGACGUAUAUUUGGCGGUAUUUUCCCGGGACGAAUACGCAAACUGAGCGCCUCGGGCAUCCCCGACACGAAGAGCCAAGUCGGCAAAAGCACAGAAGUGUAAUCGCUUCGAUUUGGUUACUAUUCGAUUCUGUAAAUCGAUUCUGAUUCUAUUUCUUUGCGCGAUCAUCGAAUCUUUGAAGGGAUUCGAUCAUUUCCAAGUGCCAUCCUAAUUCCUUUUAGUUUUAGUAGCUUCUGAAAGCUGAAGCACAAACCUCUCGCUUUUACUUAAUCGAAUUGUAUGGGAAGGAGUGAGAUAGCAUUAUUUUUGUCAUGCUCUUUGGUGACCGGUUAGGGAUUCAGGUACGCGUACGUUGCUUGAAGAUUUUAAGAAUUAAUAUAACAUUGACGGAAAAUGGAUAACUGAGAUGGGUCCAUCUUUUGAAUGACAUUUACUGUAGAUCGAAAUAGACAAUUUCUAUGAAAUUUGGAAUGAAUAUUUCUUGAUAAUUAUAGCGUUUUCUUUUCUUGACCUAAUAGAGCUGUAAGAAGGCAGGGUUCUGACACAAAAAUCAAGAUGGCUCAAUAAAAGUUACCAGAACGGUUAACCAAAAUUAAACUCCAUAGUGUUUGAAAAGUUAAUGAUUACCCGGUUGGGUGUUAGAGUAAUUUGUACAUACGUUGAGAAAUUCACUACAAUAGUUUAACAUUACUUUCGGCACAAGGUCAAAUAUGGUUUAACUUUUAGCGGCCAUAUGUGGCACAUUUAAACGAAUUUAUUCGAUCAUUGUUGAAAUUAUUAGAUUUAGAAAUUAAUAUCUCGUAUUCUAAAAUAUUGAUAGUCGUCCAUACCAUUCCUUUCAGUCCAUUCAGAAGUAUAUUUAUAUAGAUAUUAUUUAUCCGAUUUCAAGAUUAUUUUUACAACUGUGUUACCUUGGUACCAUAGAACGUAGAGUAAGAUAAAUUAUCUAUGGAUCGUCCUUUUCCGAUAUAAAAAUCUGUCCUUGAAUCCGCCAUCUUUUUUCCAAUUCAAAGCCAAGUUUUGUAAUGUACUCGUAAUACGAUUUACAUAUAUAUGUUCUUUCAGUUUAGUUCCAAAUAUGCCCACGGAGCGCUGUUCAAAUAUAUCAUACAUUUGUAUAUUUUCGAUUUACGUAUUGUUUAUGUAACAUUUUCAAAUAAGUAAAAACUAGAUUGUUGACUAGCUAAUGUUGAAUUUGUAAUAGGCUUGUUAUUUCUACUAUUUGAUACGGAUAGGAAAAAUUCCCUUUCGUGCUGAGCGGGAAUUUUGGGAGUUGAAACGCCCUAACGAAACCCGCUUGGUUAUUGAUAAUAAUUUCUUUGAAAUUUGAUAUUUAAGAAAUUAUUAUGAAUAAAUUUUCCUACUUUCAACCCGACUGACUUAGCCAAUCGUACAAUUAUUGUAUACGUUUUUGUACUUUGCGCUGUCCAUUUUAACGUGAAUCUCCAUUUAGAGUAAGAAUUUAAUGUGUCGACUACGGAACUGCUAAAGACUUCUCCACUCAAAAGAAUUAGCUAUUUACUAUUUACGAUUUUUAUUAUGUUUAUAUUUUUUCUUUACUGCAUUUCAAACUCCAACCUAAAAAGUAAGUUAUUACAGGGUUACCCUGUAACCGUGUUUCAAUUUUUAUUGAUGGAAUGCAGUACAAAGUUACCAUUCCAAUAAAUGAUAAAAUUUUAUUUUGUGAUUUUUAUUAUCUUCAGUAUAUUUGCAACUCAAACAAGAGUAUUAGAAUAUUAUUUUAGCAGGGUUACUCUGUAAAAACGUACUUUUUACAAUUUUCUUACAUUGUUGGAUAUCUAAAAACCGGUUCCAAUAAUUAUACCAUUUACCAUGAUUGAGAUGAAAUUACAUGGUAAGCCUACUAAACAUAACUGUGUGUCACUUAUGAUUGGUCUAUACUCUAGAGUCACAGUUAAUUUUAACCGUCGCUAUACCUUUACUUAAACUGUGGUCGACACUCGUUAAUAUAUAAAAAUUGUAAUGCAUUACAAUGUAAAAGGAAUUGAUAUAGGGUUUUGUCGUUGAAUUUUGAACCUUGUAUACUUAACUUUAGGGUCGAACUUGUCAAGCGAUUAUCUACGGCAUUUAACUGUCAAUUUGAGGUUCUAUGAAGCGCUUUUGUAAAUAUCGCUUGAAGCCAAAGAUAGGUUUGUGUUCACGAGGAGAUUUUCACAUUACCAUACAGAUACCAAUUGUAUUGUUUUUCUGUAAUAUAAACCUUACUAACUUAUGUAUGUAUAUUGAAGAGGAUUACUUAAUAUAUAUCUUUUAGUUAUUGUUAUUAGAAAUAAAAGCAUUCGUCUCUUUAUAUUGUAUAAUAAUGUUGUUGAGAAUUGCUACAACUAAGUCACUUACAUUAGUUUUAUUUAAAAAUGCGAAAGUGUAUUUAUUUAUUAAAUAUGAAUUAACAUUCAUGAUGA
This is a messenger RNA of Pieris rapae (cabbage white), 5876 nucleotides long. It is a transcript of the gene siz, whose product is annotated as IQ motif and SEC7 domain-containing protein 2. The coding region runs from base 481 to 3555 and encodes 1024 amino acids. The record is from RefSeq and is a predicted model, not a curated record. Lineage: Eukaryota; Metazoa; Arthropoda; Insecta; Lepidoptera; Pieridae. The transcript has 22 exons. Gene Ontology annotation, molecular function: guanyl-nucleotide exchange factor activity. Gene Ontology annotation, biological process: actin cytoskeleton organization; regulation of ARF protein signal transduction.